Molecule: messenger RNA, 1304 nt
Organism: Penicilliopsis zonata CBS 506.65
Lineage: Eukaryota; Fungi; Ascomycota; Eurotiomycetes; Eurotiales; Aspergillaceae
Exons: 2
Coding region: 36-1076 (346 amino acids)
Molecular function (GO): hydrolase activity
Source: RefSeq, a predicted model, not a curated record
GAACUUUUCAUUCAUUUAAAGACUUGCAUGACAACAUGCACCAACAUACCAUCUCGACACGGACGUACAAGACUGUCCACGACAAACCCAUCCAGGCGGACGUCUAUACAGUUGAUACUGCUCAGCCUUCGCCUGUUCUUCUCUGGUUCCACGGAGGAUACAUUAUCACUGGCGACCGAACAGCCAUCCCUGCAUGGCUCGUCAACGCAGCAUUCACACGCCGCUGGACGAUCGUCUCAGCGGACUAUCGCUGUCUCCCUGAAUCGACAGGAUUGGAUCUAAUCCAGGAUCUCUGCGAUGCGUAUAGAUAUGCUGCAGAGGGUGUGAGCAAGGAUUUCCCUUCUGUCCUAGUUGACAAGGAGCGGAUCAUCGUGGCAGGAGGCAGCGGGGGCGGAUACUGCGUCGAGUUACUGGGAUCCCAGACGCAGAUACAGAAGCUGGAUCCUCCGCCUGCAGCCCUGUUCGCUCUGUAUCCCAUGUCAAACCCUGCUUCGGAGACCUGGACGUUUAAGGGCCUGAAAUGGGAGGGUAGCGAGCUGUCUGCGUCGCAGACGGCAGAGACAGCCGUCGAUAUCGCCCGGAGACAAGCGAGUCCCGCCCAAGUCAGCUUUGGCGAGGCGUUUCCCAAAGACGAUAAUAUGGACACGCAUGCUCGCUGGAAUACUCUCCGCUAUAUUCUUGAACAGGCCCUUUUUGUCGACUACCUUACCGGAGUAAAAGGACUGGGGGCGAAGAUCGCAGCAGAGGGCGUGGCGGCUGUCCCUCCUCAUCUGCAGAUCUUGUUCCCAACCCACUUCUCCAUCACGAAGUUGCUGCCUCCCCUGGUUGUUGUGCAUGGCACAGGAGAUCGUGACGUGCCUGUCACAGACGGGGAGGCGUGGGUAGAGAAAUGCCGUCAAGUGGGAGCGACCGUCGCUUAUUAUCCCGUCCAAGGGAUGGAGCAUGGUUUUGAUCUCGGCUACAAGUCUUUCGAGGAUGGAGAUCUGGGCGAUGACGGGGGGAAGAUCGCUCUGGCCGAGAGUCUCAAACAGCUGGAUCGUUGGUUAGUGGAGGUAACAGAUAAUAGGAAGAUUUGAGCUAUCAGUUGAGUCAAAGCAAUAAGGAUAUAUUCUGAUCAUUAUUAUAAGCCCCGUUCGUUUGCAAUUCCUAUAUAAGCCCUAACAUAUAUCCCUGAUACCAAUCUACUACUCAUCAAAUGCUCAGGCACAUCGUGAACUCCUGUUGAAACUAAAAUGUGUUGAGAUGUGGUGAACAUGAGUUUCAAGAGAAUCAGGUGUCAUCUGCUAAUGUGCUCUGUUUUUAUG